Molecule: messenger RNA, 497 nt
Organism: Racocetra fulgida
Lineage: Eukaryota; Fungi; Glomeromycota; Glomeromycetes; Diversisporales; Gigasporaceae
Source: the annotation of a GenBank genome assembly
ACGUUUCUUCAACUACUAAAAGUACUAGCAAUCAUGCUAAAAAAAGUAUUAGCAAUUACACUAAAAAAGGGUUUAAAAAUACAGACGUUUCUUCGGCUAUAAGUAUUAGUGAUGAUGAUUCUGACUUUUCAAUGGGCUCAGUUUCAUCGGAAGAAGAUUCUAAUUUUGAUUCAAAAUUCAAAGUUAAUGUGAAGGUUAUAAUUAAAGUUAGUAAAUCCGAUCCAAUACCAGCAAAAUGGUUCACAAUUGAAUCCGAUGAUUUUGACAAUUCAAUUGAAGAAUCCAGUAAUUCGGAUGAAGAUAUACCAAAAUUAAAAACUAAAAAAUCAAAAUCGAAUCUUGUACCUAAAGAAUCCAAACUUACUACCGAUGAGAUCGAACUAGCCGAUAUUAUCAUGCAAAUUAAGUCUAAGUAUCAAUGUAACAUUCACAUUACACCUUGCUACAUUGAAGAUGAUAAACAUCUUGCAUUAAACUCUGCACGAUUACACUUGUAG